GAGCUAAAGGGUCGCGGAGCUGAGACGCAGUGAGAACCUGUUAGCGCUGCGUGCUGUUCAGUUUUAUAUGAGCGCCUGUGCUAAAAGGACCAGUCGACCUACGAUGCUGAGAAGAACACGUACAUGAGGAUAGCCUUGAUCCAGGUACGCCACGCCCGCUGAACGCCUAGUAGCCGUUGCCUCUGAGACGUUGCCCCCCUGGCCCCGCCCUCCAGAGAUGGCUGAUGCCCAGAAGGCCAAUGAGCUCCCGGAAUGCCCCACAGAGGGCGGGGCCACAGCAGAGGAGCAGGAUAUGCCCCUGAGAGCCGAAACCUCGCCCACCAGCUCUCCCACGUGCGAAGAGCCAAUCAGCAGUCAUAGUCCUGCUAGGCCGCCGCCCCCUGGCCUGCUCUCCAUGCCCUGCCUGCUGAAGGAGCUGCGCAGAGACUCCUCCCCCGAGCAGCCACUGGAAACAAUUCCUACAUCUUCCACUAACAGCAACGCCACCAAUCAGCUCUGCCCGCAGGAGGACAGCGAUUCGUCCGUCUGCCUGCGCUCGCCCUCCUCCUCCGGUCACUUAGGUGACUCCGACACGCUCUCGUCCGCCGAGGAGGCAGCCGAACCGGCCUCUGCGCCGGCUGCCGCGGGUAGCAGGAAGCCGUCGAGACGCUCACGCUCCGAGAGCGAUGCUCCUGGCAUCGUCAUGGCGGCUAAGAAGAACCGCUGCCAGGAGAAGCAGGUGAAUGGGCGUGGCCGGGGGCGGGGCCAGCGCAGCCAGCGGCAGAAAGAGCGCAUGCGCAUGCUGCGGCAAAAACGGGAGGCGGCGGCCCGACGCAAGCCUGACCUGCUCCAGGACAGCAGCACCAGCGACAGUGACCUCACCGCACAUUCGUCAUCGUCUUCGUCCUCGUCAGCCUCUUCCGACAACGAGGGAGGGGCCGUCAACUCCCACCCGCCAGUGGGUCCUGCGGUUGUUGGGCACUACGACAUCUCAGACACACACUCUGAACAGGAGCAGCAGCCUCGCACUCUCUCAGGUCCAGUAGAGGCGGAGCCUCCGCAGGUGAGUCUGGCGUCCUCUGACAGCGAAGUCGAGAUUGUUGGUGUGCAGGAGAAUGCCAGUGCUGUGUGUCGGUUUCCCAGAGGUGGCGUCAUCCAGUCUCUGUCAUCUUGGAAGCAGAGAGCUCCGCCUUCCUGGACAGCAGUCUCCGCCCAGCCUGGCUGGGCCCCACCUCCAGAGGUGGUAGAUCUGACACUGGAUGAAGACCGGCACAGAUAUCUGCUGUGAUCUCGCAUACACUCUCUAUGCACUCAUACACAUACUGUUGGCCUGAGUGUCUUAAAACAUUUCGAAAUUUAUCCCUCUCUUAGUUUCUCAGAGAAAAAUGUCAGCAGUUUGUUUAGAUGGCUUUCUGAAACCCUGUCAGCGGUGGAACUGUCUGAGCUGAUCUUAGGACGAUAUUAGAAUGCUUUCAGAAGGCCAGGCACUGGCCAACACGCCAAGCUAAAAGUGUGUAGAUGCGCUAUUGGAGUAACCUUGAUUACCUUGUGGAUUAGUGGUGGAUGGAAGUGGAACCAUCACUCGCGUUUGUGGAAAUAAGCUUCAAGUACAAGCAGGACCUUUUUUCCCUUGCAAGUAUGAGAGAAAAGGUGUUCUUUAGUAUCUGUUGAGCAUAACCAUUUCCGAUUUGCUGUAUUCACUUCAACAGGGAAAAUGUAUCCAUCCUGACUGAUGGAGUCAAAGCUACUGUUAUAAGACAUCUUGUGGCAACACAGUGUGGUUAUGGAGGGACACUGUAUGACUGUAUAUGUCUUUUUAUUUCCUUUUAACUUGAUGCACAGUUAAAUUUGGCUUUUUUUAUUUCUGAUGAUAGACUACAAGGGUAAAUCUCAAAUGUUUUGAGUAGUUUGGCCAACACACACAAAAAAACAGUCCUACGUAUUAAACAGUCACAUACACCAAUAUCCUAUGGAGAGGAAUCUGUUUUAAACUGAAAUGCAGUCACUAUAGUGGAAAAACAUGAAAUGCAAUGACGUUACGUUUCCAUAAUCACAUGCAGAGUAUGUGUCAAAAUGAAAAGCAAAACACCCACUGCAUUGUUUUCAGCACAUGAGGAUUUGAAUUUUAAGAACCAAAACGCUGAAUUAGUGUUAGAAUUUAAUACAGUCCACAAAUUACUUUUUUUUUUUAAUUGUCUCCAAGUAAAAAUAAUUUGUUCUCUAUAGAGAAAACACAUAAAUGUGACAUUUUUUGGAAAAUGUUAGUGCGUAAUUGUCUACUUAUUUUAACAUAUCGAAAAAAAAAUUAAAUAUAAAAUGCGCCACAAUUUGCACUUGCUUUACUUAUUUUUACCAAUAUAUUUAAAUCAUCUAAUAAACAGUAGUUGUUUAUUAAAAUGAGCAUAAGUGAGUUCUCUGUAGAAGAUGUUUUAACUUUAAAGUGAAAAGUUCAACACAACAUGGAAUUUGACUGGGGUUGCCCUUUGCAUACGACUGUGUUUGUUUGAAGUGCUGCACGGUGGAAAGCAGUGUGGCUGUGCAUUGGUUACAUUUCAAGGUUUGUAUUCAGUUCAGCAUUUUGUUUUUUAACUUCAUGUAUUGUUUUUCAGUGAAAAGGUGAAAACAGCGUAGUGGGUGUUUUGCUUUUCAUUUUGCCGCAUAUUCUGUACAUAUUCUGUAACGGUUGCAUUUGUAAUUCGCCACAGAUUCCUCUCCGUAAAUACCUGCCGUUAGCCUCAGGUGUCCCCUACCCAGUUCUGAGAUGCUGUUUUGUGAGAAACUUUUGCUGUAAAGCUGCUUCAAAACCUGUUUUAGUGCAAAAAAAUAACAAAACAAAAAAAAAAAAAACGCAGGUUUUACUCUGACCAUAGCAAUAGCCCGACUGCUUUUGUUUGUGUGAAUGAGGGAGGGAUACAGUGGUGUUUUUUUGUUUGUUCUGUUGUUUUUUUGUUUGUUUUGUGUGUGUAUGUUUGUAUUUGGUCAAAUAAGUGCGACAGUGUGUUUGCGUGAGUGAGAUAUUCACUAUUAAACUGUUUAAUGCUGC
Messenger RNA from Colossoma macropomum (tambaqui), 3022 nucleotides. RefSeq names its product chromosome unknown C18orf25 homolog (gene ark2n). The coding region runs from base 218 to 1267 and encodes 349 amino acids. NCBI's taxonomy places the organism in Eukaryota, Metazoa, Chordata, Actinopteri, Characiformes, Serrasalmidae. The transcript has 5 exons. Gene Ontology annotation, molecular function: ubiquitin protein ligase activity. Gene Ontology annotation, biological process: ubiquitin-dependent protein catabolic process. The record is from RefSeq and is a predicted model, not a curated record.